AUGGGUUCGCGUCAUGAACUGCUGAUAGGGUGCGUGGGGAAGCCGUCGGCCGGCAAGAGCUCAUUUCUGAACGCCAGUACCGACGCUCAGGCCAAGAUAGGCUCCUACCCGUUCACGACCAUCGAACCCAACGUGGGCGUCACAUUCGAUAAAUCGGACCAGUGCCGCCCGCGAUACGGUCGAUGCGUCAGCGGAACGCGAUUCAUUCCGGUCAAGAUGCUCGACGUCGCCGGCCUGGUGCCCGGCGCGUCGGAGGGCAAGGGCCUGGGCAACAAGUUCCUGGAUGAUCUGCGACAAGCCGACAUUCUGCUGCACAUCAUCGACGUCUCCGGGACCACGAACGAAAAGGGAGAGGCGACAAAAGGCUAUGACCCGAUCAACGACAUCGAGUGGCUCGACAGCGAAAUCCAUGCUUGGAUUUUCAACAACCUGUGGAAUCGAUGGCCCAACAUCACACGCCGACAUGUCGCCACGAAGAGCACGUCAUCGGCCACACUUCAGGCGCAGCUUUCCGGCUACGGCUCGCGGCUCGUCCAGAUCCAAGAAGUCCUGGACCGCAUGGGCGUCAAGGAGCCCUCGGAAAUGGAGAAGUGGGACUCGAAGCGGGUUCACGAGCUCGUGGACAUGUUCAUGAAGGUCCGCUUCCCCACCAUCUACGUCCUCAACAAGAUCGACUCGCCCGGAGCCGACGCCAACGUGCUCCGCAUCUGCGACAAAUACGGCGAUGGUCACAUUAUUUUGGCGAGUGCGCUGGCAGAGUGCUUCCUGAAGAAGAUGCGGAAGGCCAACAUGGUCCUCUACGAGGACGGCGGCAGCGACUUCACGACCACCAAGGACCUGGCCGACCUGCCCAAGGAGGAGUGGCCCGAGGGCGCCGACGGCCUGCGCGAGGCCGAUCCCAAGGCGCUCAAGACGUUGGAGAAGAUCAGGGACCUGGUGCUGUUCCGAUACGGCGCCACCGGAGUGCAGGACGCCAUCAAGAAGGCGGUGGACGUGAAGGGCUACAUCCCCGUCUACCCGGUCCGCAACCUCAACAAAUUCACCAGCGACAGAAGCGGAGGUGUGUUCCGCGACUGCCUGCUGGCGCCACCGGGCACCACCAUCCGAGAGUUUGCUCGCAUGGUCGACCACCAGAUGGAACAGUUCUUCGCCUACGCCGAAGGCCUCUCCGGACAGCGAUUAGGAGAAGACGAGCUGGUCACGGAGGAAAACAACAUCCUCAAGUUUGUGGUGCAGCAGACGCAGGAAGCGGCGGCCGCACAGAGCGCCAAGGACGGCGACAAGAAGGCCCAACAGCAGCAGCAGAAGGCAGCGGCCGCCAAGAAGAAGGAGGACAAGGAAAAGGACAAGGCCGACGCGUGA
This is a messenger RNA of Acanthamoeba castellanii str. Neff, 1362 nucleotides long. Its product is annotated as GTP-binding protein ychF family protein, putative. Gene Ontology annotation, molecular function: GTP binding; ATP hydrolysis activity. The record is from RefSeq and is a predicted model, not a curated record. The transcript is spliced from 13 exons. The coding region runs from base 1 to 1362 and encodes 453 amino acids. Lineage: Eukaryota; Discosea; Longamoebia; Acanthamoebidae. Gene Ontology annotation, cellular component: cytoplasm.